Molecule: messenger RNA, 734 nt
Organism: Gallus gallus (chicken)
Lineage: Eukaryota; Metazoa; Chordata; Aves; Galliformes; Phasianidae
Gene: PEBP1
Product: phosphatidylethanolamine binding protein 1
Biological process (GO): negative regulation of MAPK cascade
Source: RefSeq, marked validated
CAAGCGGUGAUCGCGCGGCGCGGCUGUCACGCAGCCCGAGCGCGGUGCGCGGAGCGGCCAUGCCGGUGGAGCUGGGGCUGUGGGACGGGCCGCUGAGCCUGAGCGAGGUGGAGCAGAAACCCGCGCACCCGCUGCGCGUCAAGUAUGGCUCCGUGGAGAUAGACGAGCUGGGCAAGGUGCUCACGCCUACACAGGUGCAGCACCGGCCCACCAGCAUCGAGUGGGACGGCUGCGACCCCCAGAAGCUCUACACGCUGGUGCUCACCGACCCCGACGCGCCCAGUAGGAAAGAUCCGAAGUUCAGAGAAUGGCAUCACUUCCUGGUGACCAACAUGAAAGGUAACGAUGUGGGGAGCGGGACCGUGCUGUCAGACUACGUGGGCUCGGGGCCCCCUAAAGGAACAGGGCUGCACCGCUACGUGUGGCUGGUGUACGAGCAGCCAAAGCAGCUGACCUGCAAUGAGCCCAUCCUGUCCAAUCGCUCUGGUGACAAACGAGGGAAGUUCAAGGUAGCAGCUUUCCGCAGCAAGUAUGGGCUGGGGGUGCCGGUGGCUGGCACUUGCUACCAGGCAGAGUGGGAUGACUAUGUGCCGAAACUCUAUGAGCAGCUGUCUGGGAAGUAGGGAGAAGGGACCUGACCAAGCACUGUGCUGCAUUCUCUGUUCCCCUAAGCAUUUCUCUGUAGUUUUGUUUGCCUGGUGAGCUGAGAACCCAGCUGCUCCUGCACUGACAAC